UUCGACGUUGAACGGGGUUAUUCACUUGAAUGUAACAGCUAGCGUGAUGAGGCUAAGCUAGCUGUCAGCCAGGCAUCUACGGGUUUUGCUGCCGAGUUUGCUACCGGAUGCCCCGGGUCGUAUCCUGCUGGCCGUCUUGACAUUCCCUCAACAUUCCUGGACGAAUUCGUGUCGACUGACCAGAGUCCGCGAAUUCAGGUCCACUCCUAUUCUAACCUUUCCCUGUUAGCGUAACCUAGCUCGCCGGCUAACGAGUGUGCACACUCGGAGAACCAGACUGACGAGGCAGCAUUCAACUUAAGGACCACACCCAGACAAGAUGUCCCUUCAUCAAUUUCUGUUGGAACCCAUCACCUGCCACGCGUGGAACCGCGACAGGACACAAAUUGCCAUCAGUCCCAAUAACCAUGAAGUUCAUAUCUAUAAGAAAAGUGGUAACCAGUGGGUCAAGACUCAUGAACUGAAGGAGCACAAUGGACAUAUAACAGGCAUCGACUGGGCUCCUAAAAGUGACCGUAUAGUGACAUGUGGGGCAGAUCGCAAUGCCUAUGUGUGGUCUCAGAAGGAGGGUGUAUGGAAGCCCACACUGGUCAUCCUCAGGAUCAACCGUGCUGCCACCUUCGUCAAGUGGUCUCCACUGGAGAACAAGUUCGCAGUGGGUAGCGGGGCUCGACUCAUCUCUGUCUGCUACUUUGAAUCUGAGAAUGAUUGGUGGGUGAGCAAGCACAUCAAGAAACCAAUCCGCUCCACCAUCCUCAGUCUGGACUGGCAUCCAAACAACGUCCUGCUGGCUGCUGGAUCCUGUGACUUUAAAUGCAGGGUGUUUUCAGCCUACAUCAAGGAGGUGGAAGAGAAACCGGGUCCUACACCCUGGGGCAGUAAGAUGCCAUUUGGGGCUGUGUUAGCAGAAUUUGGAGGAGCAGGUGGAGGGGGUUGGGUCCACUCUGUCUCUUUCUCAGCCUCUGGUAACCGUCUGGCCUGGGUCAGCCAUGACAGCACUGUCACUGUGGUGGACAGCUCUAAGACUGCCAGUCCUUCACAGCUGAAGACGGAGUUCCUCCCUCUCCUCAGUGUCAUUUUUGUUUCGGAGAACAGUUUAGUAGCCGCGGGCCAUGACUGUUGCCCCAUGCUGUUCCGUUGCGACGAUGGUGGGACGCUGACAUUUGUGUCAAAGCUGGACCUCCCCAAGCAGAGCAUUCAGAGGAACAUCUCUGCCAUGGAACGUUUCAGAAAUAUGGACAAGAGAGCCACCACCGAGGACCGCAACACUGCCCUGGACACACUGCACCAGAACAGCAUCACCCAAGUGUCUAUCUAUGAGGGAGACAAAAGGGAUUGUCGCAAGUUCUGCACCACAGGCAUCGAUGGAGCUAUGACUAUUUGGGACUUCAAGAGUCUAGAAGCUUCUAUCCAGGGUCUCCGCAUCAUGUGAAGAAAUCUUGUGAAUGAAUGAAGAGAGGCUGCCCCACCCCCCUCGGCCCUCACCCCUGCUCCUCCCCCUGCCACUCCUGCGACGCAGCCAGUAACAUACAUAACUGACCACCUUAUCGAGUGUCUGCUGAAGCACUGAUCAGACCAUAACACACUCUGCUGGGUGUGUGCUUUACACUCUAACACACACUAAAGUACACACAUGCACACACUACACACACAUACACACUGAGCUGACGUGUGACAUCACUGUUGAUUUACUUUUUUUUGUUUGUUUUUAAUGAAGGUUAACCAGGUGUCGAAGUGGGAAAGGUCCUCUGACGCGUAUUAAACGUGACGUGAAAUGUGUGUUUUUAUGUUCUCUAACCUCCUGUACCAAAAGUUGAACACUAAAAGGUGCGUUUUAUCCAAAAAUCAGACUGUAUUUCACCUCAGAUGAACCUCAAUAUGAUCUCCGAAUAUUAGUUUCAAGCUAGUGGUAGGGAUGUGAUAUUUUACCUCCUGGAUGAUGGUAAAAAGCAGGCGACGUCAUAGUUGUGAUUUGGACCUGGGUUUCUGAUAUUCGGAGGUCAUGUCGCUGGUUGGCUGUAGAACUGCAGCGUCUGACGGUGGAGAGGGAAGGCAGCGGUCUAAACUCGUGCGGAGUCACAGCUCGCCAGCACUAGGCUCUGUAGCUACUUCACUAAAACUACACAAGAUGGAGGAUUUCUAUGUAACUGAUCAUGAGGUAGACAUGAAAUAAAGAUGAAAUACAUUUACAGUACACAA
Sphaeramia orbicularis (orbiculate cardinalfish) is the source of this 2199-nucleotide messenger RNA. RefSeq names its product actin related protein 2/3 complex, subunit 1A (gene arpc1a). Bases 320 to 1432 code for a protein of 370 amino acids. The transcript has 11 exons. The record is from RefSeq and is a predicted model, not a curated record. Gene Ontology annotation, biological process: Arp2/3 complex-mediated actin nucleation. Gene Ontology annotation, cellular component: actin cytoskeleton; Arp2/3 protein complex. Gene Ontology annotation, molecular function: actin filament binding. NCBI's taxonomy places the organism in Eukaryota, Metazoa, Chordata, Actinopteri, Kurtiformes, Apogonidae.